GUGUGUGUGUGUGUGUGUGUUCAUGUGUGUGAGUGUCACCACUUUUCUCCGACAUUCCAGCGCAGAGAUGUCGAGCUCGGCUGCAGACGCGCAGAAGUGCAGAUCCGAAUCGGAACUUUGUUAGGAGAGGAGCAAACAGAUCCCCUCCACUGAAGUUCCAGCCCUCGCUUCUCGCCGCGCCUUCGUUGCACCGGGGAAUUGAAGAAAUACGCGGGGGAUUCGAUCUCUACCCGGGUGGUUUCCUGAAAAGCAUCCUCUGGUUUCCAGGCACAGUUUCCUCUUGUGUCUUCUAGUCUCCAUCGCGCCGCUUUCAACUUCAGACUGACGGCUGGUAGAGUUUGGAGAGGAAACAAAAGGACGAGGUCAUAGUGUUGCGACAGCACUGAGCGAGACGCUGGCUCCUGUGAAGAUGGCCGACGAGGUGCAGCUGGACGCGAACAGCCUGCAGAUACCGAGUGAAGACUCGUCAGUGCCGUCGUCGCCGGCUACAACCAGAAACGAGUGCAGCAUCGCACCCCUCACACCUUCGCCCUCGCCGAGAGUGGAGGUCAGACCCAGGAUGGCCUGUCCAUUCUCCGUUGUCGUGGCGAUAGACUUCGGGACGACCUCUAGCGGCUACGCGUUCAGCUUCACGCACGACUCCGAGGCGAUUCACAUGAUGAAGCGCUGGGAGGGCGGGGACCCUGGCGUGGCCAAUCAGAAGAGCCCCACGUGCCUGUUGCUGACCCCCGACCUGCGCUUCCACAGUUUCGGAUUCGCCGCCAGGGAUUUUUAUCAUGACCUGGACCCGGACGAGGCCCGGCAUUGGCUCUACUUUGAUAAAUUUAAAAUGAAGAUCCACAGUACGAGUGACCUCACCAUGGAAACGGAGCUGGAGGCGGUCAACGGUCGCAGGGUCAGGGCCAUCGAGGUGUUUGCUCACGCCCUGCGCUUCUUCAGGGAACACGCUCUGAAGGAGGUGAAGGACCAGUCGUCGUCGGUGCUGGAAGGGGAGGAGAUAAGAUGGGUGAUCACCGUCCCCGCUGUGUGGAGACAACCUGCCAAGCAGUUCAUGAGAGAGGCCGCGUAUCUGGCUGGUCUGGUGCCGGCGGACUGUCCAGAGCAGCUCCUCAUUGCCCUGGAACCAGAGGCCGCGUCCAUUUACUGCCGCAAGCUCCGUCUCCACCAGGUGCUUGACCUGAGCCUGCAGCCGGUCACCAACGGCCUCGACCCCAGCGGGUCCCAGUCCUUCGACUCCAGCUUCAGACAAGCGCGGGAGCAACUGAGGCGAUCGCGGCACAGCAGGACGUUCCUGGUGGAGAGCGGAACAGGAGAGCUGUGGUCUGAGCUGCAGACCGGCGACAGGUAUAUUGUUGCAGACUGUGGGGGAGGAACCGUGGACCUGACGGUCCAUCAGAUCGAGCAGCCGCAGGGAACGCUCAAGGAGCUCUACAAGGCUUCGGGUGGGCCCUACGGCGCCGUGGGCGUGGACCUGGCCUUCGAGGCCAUGCUGUGCCAGAUCUUCGGCGAGGACUUCAUCCAGAGCUUCAAGGCCAAGCGGCCGGCGGCCUGGGUGGACCUCACCAUCGCGUUCGAGGCGAGGAAGCGGACGGCGGCACCGGGCAGAGCCAACGCCCUUAACAUCUCCCUGCCCUUCUCCUUCAUCGACUACUACAAGAGGCACCGGGGGCAGAGCGUGGAGGCCGCUCUGAGGAGGAGCAACAUGAACAUCGUGAAGUGGUCGUCUCAGGGGAUGCUGCGUCUCACACAGGAAGCCAUGAACGAGCUCUUCCAGCCCACUAUAGUCAAUAUAGUCAAACACAUCGAGGAGCUGAUGGCGAAGCCCGAGGUGAGUGGUGUGCGGUUUCUCUUCCUGGUGGGAGGUUUUGCAGAGUCGCCCAUGCUGCAGAAGGCCGUCCAGAGGGCCCUGGGGCGGACGUGCCGCAUCAUCAUUCCCCAUGACGUUGGUUUGACCAUCCUGAAGGGCGCCGUGCUCUUUGGACUGGACCCCACCGUGGUCCGGGUGCGUCGAUGCCCCCUGACCUACGGCGUGGGCGUCCUGAACCGGUUCAUCCCGGGCCGCCACCCUCGCGACAAGCUCCUCGUCAAGGACGGCCGCGAGUGGUGCACCGACAUCCUCGACCGCUUCGUCUCCGUGGACCAGUCGGUGGCCCUGGGCGAGGUGGUGAGGCGGAGCUACACGCCCGCCCGCGUGGGCCAGCGGAAGAUCAUCAUCAACAUCUACUGCAGCGCCACGGACGACGUCACGUACAUCUCCGACCCUGGCGUCAGGAAGUGCGGCGCGAUAACUUUAGACCUAGCAGAGCCGCUGCCGCUUCCGGGAGCCGUGGGAGGAGCGGGAGGAGGAGCCCCGGACAGGAGGGAGAUCAGGGCCACCAUGCAGUUUGGAGACACGGAGAUAAAAGUCACCGCCGUGGAUGUCGUGUCUGACCGCUCCGUCCGGGCCUCCAUAGACUUCCUGUCUAACUGAGGAGAAUCAGGAAGAGGAGGCAAACUCAAAAAUAGCUCAUAAUUGGAGAAAGAUGCGGUACUGUGCACAAAGUCUCUUCUCAACACUCAGACAAUCUACUCAUUAGUGCAGAUGAUGAGCACGAAAGGCACAUUACAGAGUCUUAACAUGACUGGAGAGUGAGGUGCCGGGGAUGUGCCCAGAAAAGGAGAACUGUCUGGCUACAGAGAAGAGGUUGUGACAUGACAUAACAUCGUCCCAGGCGUUUCCUGCUCAGUGUGAAAGCGACACCAGCACCAUGAAACCAACACAGGAUGUUACCUGGAAGAGUGAUGAACUCUUGCUUUCCUCAAAUACUAAUUAUUACCUCAUUUAAGUAUUUCACUAUAUACAUUUGAGAUAUUACUACUUGCACUGUAACUUUAUGGAACCUGGUUAUAAUUGGCGCCACCAAGUGUUAAAAGGGUUAAGCUACAAGCUAAAAGGGACCUAUCCUGUCACUGUGCAAGUGCAUCAUGUUUCUAUCAUUUAUCCCAGAGCUUUACCUGUUCAAAACAAGGAUUUAAGCAGCAUUUACUAAAGCAGGUGAAAAUGUGUACACUUGACUCAACAGCGCAGCUUGUGAUUGGAUUUCUGCAGAAAAAGCAAUGAUGCAUUGGCAGAAACAUAAUAGUUUGUUCCUGUAGUAUACUGGACAUGCAUAUAAACAACAUCAACAACACCAGUCUCACUGACCCAAAUGUGUUUGUUCCGACCUCGAGUCCAGUCUGUCUUUCAACCGCAUUGGUUCCGAGACAUACGUUUUUCAAAACAUAAAAUGCUAAUGGUGCCAAAAUAACUAUUUAACAUGAGCUAACAAGUUCAACUUCUACAUUUACUGCAUGUUUAAUUUCUACACAAACGACUUCAGUUAGUUUGAUUUAAGCUGUGAAUUUAUUGUUAACAAUGAACCAAUAAAUAGCUUCACGCAGCGUAA
This is a messenger RNA of Betta splendens (Siamese fighting fish), 3425 nucleotides long. It is a transcript of the gene hspa12b, whose product is annotated as heat shock protein 12B. The transcript is spliced from 14 exons. Bases 410 to 2470 code for a protein of 686 amino acids. NCBI's taxonomy places the organism in Eukaryota, Metazoa, Chordata, Actinopteri, Anabantiformes, Osphronemidae. The record is from RefSeq and is a predicted model, not a curated record.